This is a messenger RNA of Musca domestica (house fly), 6424 nucleotides long. RefSeq names its product cilia- and flagella-associated protein 44. NCBI's taxonomy places the organism in Eukaryota, Metazoa, Arthropoda, Insecta, Diptera, Muscidae. The record is from RefSeq and is a predicted model, not a curated record. The transcript is spliced from 13 exons. Gene Ontology annotation, molecular function: protein binding. The coding region runs from base 352 to 6354 and encodes 2000 amino acids.
UAUCUCAUUUCGUUUUAAAAAUAGUAACUCCAAGUGUUUAAUAUGUGCCUAAUUAGUUACACUAUAUCUUAAUGAUUUAUAAAUAUUUGACAAGAUACUCCCAUAUAGCAAUGCCGCUCAAUUCCAUGUAUUUUCUUAAACUGUUUACGUCGACUGUUUGGUGGCUUCCUGCUUGUAAACAUCAGAAAAACAAGGAAACCAGAAAUUCGUUGUCUAAGAAACAGCCGAAACAAACUUUCCUCGGGAAACUCUCUUAACAUUAAAAAGUAGCUUUGCAUUUAUUUGUUUUCUUCAAACAAAAAUAGUUUGAUUUUUUCGCAAAUAUAUAAACACAAAUAUUUAUUAACUAAAAUGCUAAACGAAUCGGAAAUAUCUUUUGAAAAUGAUGAAAAUGAAAGGGAGUUUGUACCAUCCUUUGAGGCCAGUGAAAUCGUAAAAUUGAAGCAUUCCUUUGGCUAUGACUGCAAACGUCUAUACAAUAUGGUCCUGAUUGAAGAGGAUACAUUGGUCUUUGCUUCCGGCACAUAUAUUCAUUAUUUUAGUAUAUCACGGCGAGAAGUGACAUUUCGUGAGUCUGUGUUUGGUUGUGGUAUUGGCUUCAUAACGAAAAACUAUCAUCCGGAUUAUCCCCAGCUCUUGACAAUUGGUGAAAAUGGACCAAAUGCAACGGUAUUUAUUUAUGAUUAUCCCAAUGAACAGCCUAGACUUAAAUUGGAAGGAGCUGCCAAACAACAAUUUACAUGUGGCUCCUACAACUACAGCGGCGAGUUAUUUGCCUCACAGGCCGGUUAUCCGGAUUUUAUGUUAACUAUUUGGAAAUGGCAAAAGGCAGAAGUUAUUCUCCGAUCGAAGGCUUUUCAAAACGAUGUGCUUCAUGUGCAUUUCUCGCGCUUUAAUCCCAUUCUCUUGGUGUCCUGUGGUCUGAGUCACAUUAAGUUUUGGAAAAUGGCCAAUACCUUUACUGGCCUUAAGUUGCAGGGUGAUCUGGGUCGUUUUGGUAAAACCGAUUUCAGUGAUAUUUAUGCCGUUUACAUGUUGCCCGAUGAGAAUGUAAUCUCGAGUUGUGAGUGGGGCAAUAUGCUGUUGUGGGAAGCUGGCUUGAUAAAAUUCGAAAUUUGUCGCAAAGGCCGGCGACCGUGUCACAGCAAACCCAUUGUCAGAAUUACCAUGGAGAAUGGUGAAGUGACGACAGUGGGUAUGGACGGUUAUGUACGCAUAUGGUUUUGGGAAACUGUGGAUUUGGCUGAUCCACCGGAUGAUGAUCGCUUUGUCGAAAUUGAGCCGAUAUUUGAAUUUUACGUUGGCGAUUGUGAAAUCAGGAUGGUGCAGAAAAUAAAACUUUUUGAUGACGAUGAUUUCGGUUAUUAUGUGUUGGACGGCAAUGGUGGAAUUUGGUAUGGCGAUUUAAAUACCCGUGAUAUUCCCAAUGAAUCGUAUAAACUCUAUUCAUGCCAUGGCGGACGGGUAAUUGCAGCCCAAACCAGUCCAGUGUCGCCACACUUAAUGACAUUAGGCGAAGAUGGACGAAUUUUAGUCUACGAUUAUGAAAAUGAAAAGGUUAUUUUGGAAAAACAAUAUUCAGCCGUGGGUACAGAUCUUUUAUGGUUUGGCCCCAAAGUUUCGGAUUCUUGCAUGGAAUUGGUGGCAAGUUUUGAAGAUGGCAUUCUACGGCAAAUCUAUUUGGACUUAACGCAUCCCCACAAACCAAAUAUAUAUUUGAUACGACCAAUAAAAACCCACACAGCUGCCAUAACAAAAAUUACAAUAAAUCCCAUGAAUACAUUAUUGAUAACCGGAAGUGCAGAUCGUUCCAUCUUUCUGUAUAGUUUAAAGGAUAAGAACGAUGCCUAUAUGCACUUGCAGCCUUUGGGUUUUGUACAAUUUGAGGCAAUUCCCAACUGUUUCUAUUGGAAAGAUGAAGAGUCGACAAUUCUUGUUGGUUGUAAAAGUGGUGAGGUGUAUGAAUAUCGGCUGCCUUUGGAUGUCAGUGAGGAACAAGUAUUUCUCAGUUAUAAUCUGACCGAUAAGAGUGCUGUGAAAAGUGUUAAAUUCAAUUCCGUCAAAAGUCAAAUAAGGCGUGAACUGCGCAGAGAGGUAAUAAAAAGGCGUAAGGAGAAGAAGAGACAACGGAAAUUGGAUGAUAUUGAACGUUUAAAGGCUGCCAAUCCGGGCUUGCAAAUUGAUAUGGAAGCUGCCUUGGCUGAUUCUGAGCCCGAAGAGGAAGAAGAACCUCUGCACAUACCUGCCAUACCUAAUCCAAUAUUAUGGCUUAGAACAACACCAAAUGAUACCAUGUGGGUAUCUAUGGGGGGUUAUGAUGCCGGUUAUAUUUAUGAACUAGCCAUGGACACUGCCACAAAUCCCGUUCGCUCGACAAUUAUCAAAGACGGUGAUGACAUUGAGAUACACUCAGUUUUAGAUAUAGAACAAUAUUUACUUUUUGGCUUGGUUAAUGGCAAGAUACGCAUACAACUCACAAAUCCAACAGAUUUUACCGAUCUGCGUAAUUAUCGUACGGUCAACAUGCAUGAUCCUCUCAACGGGAAUAUAUCGCGUUUAUUACUCAGCCACGAUGGCCGUUACAUCUUUAGUGUGGGUUACGAUGGCAAUGUCUUUGUGUAUCAUUGGCUCGGACCGAAAAUCGAAGUUGAAAAGAAAUCUCUGUUAUUGAUGCCACGAAAAAUUAUACCCAGCGAAGAUAUAACCGAUCCCGACUACCCCUCAUUGGAGCAGGAGAAAAUCUAUGCCGAAAUAAAACGUCAAGAAGAAGCAGCUGCAGCCCAUGAAAGGCAAGUGCUGGACAGUAUUCUUAAUCUCCAAAGGAAAUUCAAUCAAUUCAUAGAAAAAAAUUCUAAUAUCGAUGAGGAGAUUCGUAUCCGACAUCGUGAUUUGCUGUUGGACGAACGUAUUACGAAUCAAAUACGUGAUGAAUUACAAGCUGAACUAGUUGAUGUGCGUGAAGACUUGGCAUAUGAUUUGGAGGUAGCUCAAGUUGGAAAGCGAAAGUUAUAUGAUUAUUUCAUCAAGAAUUUGGAUCAUAUACCCAUCAAGAUAACUGGUAUUGGAUCCAAUGAUGUAUUGUAUUCGUUUCGAAUGGAACGAUUGGAUGAUAACUUCGAAGCUAUUAAAGCUGAUAUCGAGGAACGAUUAAGACUGGAAGCUUUAAAGAGAAUAGGAAAUACUGUUGUGGAAUCCAUCAACAUCAGUCAAGAUCGCGCUCAAAUGACACUGGCCGAAGAUAAAGAUGACAGCAUGCCAGAACCACCCUUUGAAACGUUUUUCUUUGGACGAGAUCCUAAUACGAUUAUACCACGCUUCACUCGCAAAAUGUUAAGGCUUUUAAGACGCUAUCGGUCUCGUCAACUGUAUCAGGUUGAGCGUAGCUUCAAUUGGGAGAAAAUGCUCAAACACAAACCUGAUCCCAAUAAAAAUCACCCCGAUGAUGAUCGUAAGAUACAAGAAGCUGAACAAAACAUUGGUGAUUAUAAACUGAAAACUGGAGCUGAAUAUGAACCACAGCCGCAUGAAACUCUAACCUAUAAAUACAAGGAAAUCGUAACACUGCGGGAAAAACUAAAUAGUCUAGUUGAAAAUUUCAAUGAAAAUGUCUUUCAAUUGCGGAAGACCAAGAAAAAUUUGUAUCAACUCAUUGAGGAGAAGCGUAAACGUUUGGUAGAAAUUCAUCAGUUUUUACCGGAGAGUAAUCGAAAAUAUCUUAUGGACGUGCCUCCGCUCAAUAUGGACGAUGAAUGGCCGGAAUUGAAUUUAAUUGAACAUUGCCGGCCAGGAUGUAAUAUUGAUAUCCAAGAUAUUCUUUAUUUGGAAAACAAAGUAGAGGAUUUGUUGCCGAAGGUGCCGGAUCCUGAGAUCAAAGAGCAAAUCCCCCCAAACUCCUUACACGAAUUGGAAAAGUAUUUAGCUUUACAUAUUAAACAAGUCGAUAAUUUUCCGACGGGCACAGAACUUAUAUCGAAAUUGCGACAAUUACCACAUCAGUCGGAGGACACAUACUACACAGCCACGGAAGAUGGCCAACCCUCUCCGUGGCUAAUUGAAAUACGUUAUCGUUGGCUCUUGGAUUUACUGGUAGAACAGGAUGGCAUCAUACAUCAGGUGCACGAAAAAAUUCGUAUAUUUAAUGCACGUCUUCGUGAGUUAGAGGACCUUCGGCUCCAUACCAAAUUUGAAGCAGAAUUUAUGCAAAGCUAUUUAAUAGUUCUGAAUCAAGAACUUUAUAUUUUACGAGAUAGUGAACAAAUUGAAAAUGAGCUACUCAACAAUGCCGACGUAGCUAUGCAAACCCGGAAUGCCGCCCAAACUUCAAUUAACGUUUUGAAUCGUCAAAUAGACGAUUUGCGUAAAUCAUGCGAUCGAUAUAGUGAACAGAUAUCACAGAUUCAGGCGAAAUUUUUGAGCACCACAAAAGGCCAUAAAUUCUUUGAUUUUUUGCGACGAAUAUUCAAGAAGAAAUGGCGCCCAACGAAAUCGGCCAAGACGGGGGAUGAAUCAUCGGAAUCUUCAUCGGAUAGUGAGUCCUCUAGUGAAGAAGAAGAUGACACCAAGAGUAUCGAUUCAACCGAUAUGACAGCCAUUCGAUUGGAUGAAUCCCAUUGUCCAGCUGGAUUAGAGAGAAACAUGUACGAAAUGGCCUUCAAAAUGCGAGCUGAUCGUCAUGAAAUGGAGCGAUCUCAAAGCGAAGCUCUUAAACUAAUCGAAGUGAAGAAAGACGAAGUUAAGGAGGCCCAAAAGAAAAUGAAAUACCAUGAGAAUGUGUACACAUUGGAAAAUGAAAAAUUGCUGGAGUUCAGACGUAAACGUCAACAGGAAUUGAAUAAAGUCCAUGUAGCUGUCAUACUUCACAUGCAUCAAUUGCAGCAUUUUCGGGAGGGUGAAGACUAUCACGACCUAAGCAAGGCUGUUCUAUUCGAUUCAACGCUGCUCUUGGAUUUGCAGGGUCGUGUCGAUCAGCUAAAAGUGGAGACGUUGGAAACCAAACGUUUACAUCGCAUCAAUAUUGUCCAUUUGCGUCGCAUGAAUACAGAUUUGAAAUUCAUGCGAACCGAAAUAACACGGCUCGAGGAAUUAAUACGUCAGGAAAUGAUGAAAAAGUUCGGCAUGGUAAUCGAUUUGGAUGAACUGGAAGAAGAGGUGUUGAGAAAAUACGUAUUUGAAUUGGAGACAACGGCGGAGGAUGAACUGCAUUUGCUUGAAAUCGAAAUGAAAAAGAAAAGGAAGGAGCUGGCCAUGGCUCAGGAAGAACUUAUCAAGGAGACCCAAAUGCAUUGUGAUAAAUUGAACAUUCUGGCCAUUUUGACUGAAGAGAAAACCUAUCUAGAGCGCUUACUUUUAUGUCAGGAGAAAAACUAUCAGAAAUGGUCGAAGCCGCCAAGUUUAAGUGUGGACAAAGACAUUGAGAAACUCUCAGCCAUUGAGCGGGAACAAAAAGAACAAAUUAAAUUUUUGGAACGUGAAAUAUGUACAUUGCGCAUGAAGGCCAAACCCCUGCAAAUAGAUGGCGAAUUAGAUGAACAUGGCAUAUCGGCCCACCAGGAAAUGAUACCGACCGAUGAACCUCGUACUUGUCCAGAUAUUUUACAAAGCGAUGCCUACCAUGCACAUCGCUUGGUGCCAGAUGAUUUUAUAAUGGAUCGCUGCCAAAAAGUCGUCCAAAAGCUAUUCCUGCAACAUUUUGGGAAAAUGACAUCACGUGAAAAUAUUCGACGUUAUGCAUGUAAGGUCACCCGAUACUUGGGUCAGGCUGCAUAUAAUUUUGAAGGUUCCCUAACGGAGGAGAUUUUGAAUUGCAUUAUUGAAAAUCUACAAGAUAUCAUACCGAAAAAAUAUUUAGUGGUCUUAACACGAGACCAUUUGGAGAAAAUGUUCAAUGAAAUACUGGCCGUGUUCGAUUACGAACGUUCCGAUGUUAAUACCGAAGAUGUGGUGUCUGGAAUAUUUGAUAAUGCUCGAGAGGCUCUGAAUCAGGCUGGCACCAGCUCAACGGCUGUAAUGAAUAAAACACAAUUCGUGUUGGUGCAUAUGUUCAAGGAGCUCAUUGAAAUUUUACCUCUCGAAGAGUUUCAAAGCGACGAUACGGUGCGCUUCAUUGCUGACAAUUUGGAGAAAGAGGCAUUCUUUGAUGCUCGAUGUAUAAAUAUUGAAGGUCUGGUGGAGAAAGUUGUCGACUAUGCGAAGGCGAAUUUUUUGGAUGCCAUAACAGCAAUUCCCAUUCGAACUUUGGCAGUGCGAGUCCAAAAGGAAUGUACCAAACAUCGUCCACAUUAUGCCCUUAGUGUACGCUGCUCCAUUGGUUCGGUUCAAAGUGUUUCGGUGAAAUCCAAAGACCGUUUGCAGUGAUCUUAAGAAUGGUGAAUUUUGAAUUUUGUAACAAUGAUUAUAGCAAUACAGCAAUGAUUUUGAAAUUUAA